UUUCCAUUCAUGGCAGUCCGAGAGGCUCCUUGUGUGUUUUCGCCCAGUCUUCAGCCAGGAUACAUACAUACUCCCACUGCCGACCCAAACUGGCCACACACCUACCCACCCUCCCAUCCGCCCACCCAUCUAACAAUCCUGGAUCCGAGCCAGCUAGUUGGUUGGCCUGGCGUCUCCUCACCGUCCUCCAGUGAAGUUGGCCUCAGCCGAUCAGCUGAAGCGAGGUCGGCCCUUGUCGACUCAUGGUCGUCGUGGCCCAGGCCAUGCCCAGGCCAUGCCCAGGCCAUGCCCAGGCCUGAAACCACGUCGUGCCCAGUGCAAGUCUGGCCCGCGGCCACGCGGCCCUCCCACUGACGUGACCUUUGGACUGACAGGCCAAAGAAUUGUAACAAUUGCACAUCUUGCCAUUGAUUGACCUUCCUUUGGCCCUACUACCCUUUUUUUUCGUCGACCCCUCACUUGAAUCACUUGAUUCACUCGAUUCACGCACUCAAAUAUCCAGCCAGCCCGGCUUGGUUACCCUGGAACUUGGGGCCUUCGAAUCCCUGGGCUGUCCCACUCUUCAUCCUGUCAUCCCCCCGACCCAUGGGUCGGAGGAGCCCCUCGAACCACGCCUAGCAUAAUCCGUCAUCCCGGCCCUCCUGGCCAGCGGUCCUUGGGCGCCAUGGCCACCCCCCAUGCCCCGGCCGCCCGGUCCAUGACGCACCCCCCGCCGCCGCCGCCGCCCGCCGAAUCCACGCUAGACCUGGGCGAUCCGGUGCACGAGCAUCGCCAAGUGUUUUCGGGCCAGCUGAGCAAGUUCACCAACGUGAUGAAAGGCUGGCAAUUUCGGUGGUUCGUGCUCGAGCCCGAAACCGGCACCCUCGAGUACUACAUCCCCGAGGAGCGCAACACGGGCAAGUGUCGCGGUCGACAACAUUUGGGUGAGGCCGAGGUCUUGCCCAGUGUGGAGGACGAACACACCUUCAACGUCAAUUUUAAAACGGGUGACGUGUAUAAAUUGCGUUCCGCCGAUGCCAAGGAGCGGCAACGAUGGGUCGACCGCAUUCGCGCCGUGAUUCAGAUGCACAAUCAGGCUCAUCAAGCUCUGUCCCGGCCCGCGUUGCCCAUUCGCGAGCCCCUGCCGGCCACCCCGCCCGGAUCAAAGUCCCACAUCAAUGACGGCGAACCCUCACUCUCGCUCCAAAACCUGUCCUUGACCGUUUUGGACGCGUUUGCCUCCGUCCAUCACAUGAUACACCAAGCCGAUUUUAAGAGGCAGGCCCUGUGUCAGGCGAUUGAAGCUCUGCCCUCCGCCCAGGGCACUGUCGGCCCUCAGAGCUUGGAUGAAGAUUUGCUGAUCCUCAAGGCCACGGCCGCAGCCAGCUUUAUGGCCAUGCAGCAGAGUCUGACCAUAUUGCAAGGGUGCAUGGACGCUCGUCAAUCGCAACCCUUGGCUGCCGCGACGCCUCACAUCUCUAAGUCGAUUUUGAGCUCGCCCAAGACCACCAGUCGUUCGCAAUUCUUCAUGCCGUCGCCCACGAAAUCUAAAUCCGGAUUGGCUAAAGACGGGUCAUUGUCCACUUCCACGAGCAGUCUCCCGGCCGCCACGUUGUCCGAGGCCACGUGUCAUGCGAGUAGUUGACAGCCACUCCAAAGUCCGGGUAGCCGUCGGCGUAAGAAAUUCCAUCACAUUACUAGCGGUCUCCGAUUUGUCAAUAAGUUGCAAACUCCAAAGAAGAAACGCAGUCAAAAUUAACCUUCUGAGUCCACUUGAUUGGGUGGCAAGUGCGAUCAAGUCCUGGCGCGGGUCAGGCGAAUCCGUGGUGUUUAGUUAUACCUUUGUACAAAGUUGUUGACCUUUCAGAGUUUCAAUACCGCUAUCCUUCCCUAGCCAACGUGUAGGAUGGACGAAAAGAGCCCUUCUACUCCUGUGGGGCGUUUCUUGAUGCCACUUUGAGCGAUAAAUUCUGCAUUCCGACUACCAAACUUGGUUCUUGCAUUUCCAAUUAUUUUCAUGCUGACAGAAUAUUAGUGCUUUUAUUAUUGUUGAUAUCAUCCCGUGAUGCUGUGAAACUCGAAUUCGAUUUGCCUCUCCAUUCUGAAUUUUCCAACAAAUUAAACGGAAUAUUUUCUUUCA
Tigriopus californicus is the source of this 2119-nucleotide messenger RNA. RefSeq names its product oxysterol-binding protein-related protein 11-like. The transcript has a single exon. Bases 665 to 1624 code for a protein of 319 amino acids. The record is from RefSeq and is a predicted model, not a curated record. Lineage: Eukaryota; Metazoa; Arthropoda; Copepoda; Harpacticoida; Harpacticidae.